AUGGAACGAUCGCGAGCUGCCCAUUCUGUCGGUCUAGCCGGUCGUUACAACUCAGCCGCCUAUGAGGAAACACCAUCAAAGAGCCCAUCCUCCAUCUCGCCUGCGCACGUGGUCGUUGAAGCAGACCCGUACUUGGUCGAAUUUGAGGUGGGAGAUCCGGCAAACCCGCAUAACUGGUCGCGAGUGAAACGUUGGUACUUGACGCUCCUGGGCGGUAUCCUGGUUCUCAAUGCUACCUUCGCGAGUUCUGUGCCGUCGGGGAGCGUACCACAGAUAAUGGAGGAGUUUGGUUUUGGACAAGAAGUCGGGGCGCUCACGAUCUCCAUGUUUGUUGCUGGCUACGUCGUUGGACCGAUCCUCUGGGGACCGUUGAGCGAAGAGCUCGGGCGGCGACCAGUCUUCAUCAUCUCGUUCACCUUCUACACCGGCUUCUCCGUAGGCUGUGCGCUCAGUCGCAACACGGCGAGCAUCAUAAUCUUCCGCUUGCUCUCUGGCAUCUUUGCCGCCGCACCCUUCUCCAACUCAGGCGCCCUCGUUGGAGACAUCUGGGACGGUGCAACCCGCGCGAAAGGGAUGACGAUAUUUGCUAUAGCCCCAUUCGCGGGGCCUAGUCUCGGGCCACUGGUAUCAGGAUGGCUGGCAUAUGCCGGCGUCUCUUGGCGCUGGACGUUCUGGAUUGCGGCAAUCUUUGCCUUAAUUUGCUUGUUGUUAUCUGUCUGCACGCUGCCGGAAACAUAUGCGCCAGUCAUUCUGAAAAAGAAGGCCCAGCUCAAACUCCAAGAGACUGGCGACGUUCGCUACUGUGCCAAACUUGAAGUCCAGAAGGCCCCGCUACAGCAACGCAUUGGCAGAGUUCUGGGCACGCCCUUCAAGAUCUUGUUUCAGGAGCCCGUUCUAAUCGCAAUCACUGCAUAUAUGAGCUUCAUCUUUGGAAACGUAUACCUCGUCUUCUCGUCUUACCCAAUAGUCUUUACGCAAGGGCACGGUCUCAACUCCGGUGUCUCCGGCAUGAUGUAUCUGCCCAUCCCUGUUGGCGGGAUCAUCGGUUGUGUGGUCUACCUGACAUACUACAACCCUCGCUACUCUCGCGCCGCCCAAGAGCUCUCGCCAGCGCCCGUGCCACCCGAAAAGCGGCUCGAGAUGUCGUUGAUUGCUGGCCCCAUAUUCGCCGCAUUCUUCUUCAUCUUCGGCUUCACGUCGUAUCCUAGCAUCAACUUCUGGGUGCCGCUGGUGUCUGGUGUCUUGAUCGGCGUCGGCAAUCUGUUGAUCUCCCUGUCGUUCAUCAACUACAUCGUGGACAUGUACAAGCUCUACGCGGCCAGCGCGUUGGCUGCCAAUACCGUCGUGCGCUCUAUCUUUGCGGCAGUCUUCCCGUUGUUCGGACAUCAGAUGUACUCCAGCCUAAACCCGAGAUGGGCGUCGCUGCUCUUGGGUUGCUUCGCUAUGCUCCUGGUGCCUAUCCCCUUCCUUCUCGUCAAGUAUGGCCCUGCACUACGUGCUCGCAGCAGAUUUGCGCCGGAAGCGUCGACCUACGUGCCCAGUGUUAGUCCCGAGAAAGAGUGUGUGUAG
This is a messenger RNA of Peniophora sp. CBMAI 1063, 1569 nucleotides long. NCBI's taxonomy places the organism in Eukaryota, Fungi, Basidiomycota, Agaricomycetes, Russulales, Peniophoraceae. The record is from the annotation of a GenBank genome assembly.